Messenger RNA from Ruditapes philippinarum (Manila clam), 1663 nucleotides. RefSeq lists its product as uncharacterized. The transcript has 4 exons. Gene Ontology annotation, molecular function: protein binding. The record is from RefSeq and is a predicted model, not a curated record. NCBI's taxonomy places the organism in Eukaryota, Metazoa, Mollusca, Bivalvia, Venerida, Veneridae. Bases 147 to 875 code for a protein of 242 amino acids.
UAUCUAUAUUCGAAUCAAGUGGAAUUUGCAAGGCCAGGUGCGCACGUGCCACACACUUAACGGCAUGCUUUAAAUAAAGCAGUUUAAAUAUAAAACAAUCACUCUAACUUUCGCCCGAAGUGAAUAUACAAAUAACAAAGAAGGAGAUGCUUGUCGUAAUUAGGAAAAUGUUUCCAACAAUUAUUCUACUGGUAUUGACAGUGUCACCCGCAUUGGUUCGAGCCAGAUUGGUGAACAAUGAACUAUCAACAGAGGAUUCUCUUGAUAUAGAUGCUAGUUCACUUGAUACUCUAGAUAGUAAUAAUUACAUCAGCAAAGACAGUGAAAUGUCUCGAGAAGAACUUCUUGACACCGUGACUAGUUUAAAAGCUAGUCUUAAUAAGCUUGAAGCCAAGGUCGAGGCUAUUGAGGUAUUACAGACAUCCAAUACUUUGAACCAUUCAGUCUCGCGUGGGAGAAGUGUUGCUUUUCAUGCCGCGAACAUCCAUGGAAUUGCGCAACUUGGAGUCAAUCAAAAGAUAAUAUUUGAAACUGUCUUACUCAACUUAGGUAACGGGUACAACAACCACCACGGCAUUUUCACAGCACCGUCCGCUGGCUUGUACAUGUUUUCAUCCUCGAUGUUAAGCGCUAAUGGUGCCAGUAAUGCUUUGUUUGCAGCAGAUAUAAUUGUUAACGGUCAACUAUAUGCCCGGUUGUAUGGAAAGGGUCUCCAUGGAUAUCAUGCCCAAGGUUCGAAUACGAUAAUUGCCAAUCUUAGAAGCGGCGAUACGGUGGCUGUGAGACUGGCAUGUUGCGCUGGUUCGGGUAUGUACGGCGGGUAUUAUACAACCUUCAGUGGGGUGUUGCUGAACUCAUGUGUAUCACCACAUUAAAUUGUCAGACAAAGACGAGACAAAUUCUACAACGAUGUCACGAAUACAAUGUACUAGUAUUCGAUUGCCUUACUAUUAUAUCCGAUAUCAACAAACUGUAUAUACCGACAUGCAUAUAUUUACGUUUUAAAACAAAUGGGAAUAACACAACAACGACGACGACAACAACAACAACAACAACAACAACAACAACAACAGCACCAACACCACCACCACCACCACCAACAACAACAACAAAAACAACAACAACAACAUCAUCAUCAAAAACAACAACAGCAGCAGCAGCAUCAACAAUAACAACAACAGCAGCAGCAGCAUCAACAAUAACAACAGCAGCAACAGCAGCAGCAUCAACAAUAACAACAACAGCAGCAGCAGCAGCAUCAACAAUAACAACAACAGCAGCAGCAUCAACAAUAACAACAACAGCAGCAGCAGCAACAACAACAACAACAAACAAUUAUUUGCAACGUGGCAUGAAAUACACUCCUUAUCAUUCUAUACACUUUUGUUAAUUGUUGAUAUUAUUUUAUGUUCUUUUUGUUUUGAACCUGUCCAUUUAUUUAUCAUAGUAAAUAAUGAUAUCUUGCAGCUUGUUGAUUCGGCCAUAUAAAAGGGUCUUACUUUGAGCAUUUGUCCUUAAUUGAUGUUCAAUCUGUUAGCUCGGACAUAUACAACAAUACAUGUAUACAACCACAGAAUUAAUUGUACAUGUACCCCUGAUUACCGACGAAGGUUUGUCCGGCUAUGUAAAAUUUUAUUGUAAUGCAAAUGAAUUUCUCGAAUUC